Messenger RNA from Peronospora farinosa, 972 nucleotides. Lineage: Eukaryota; Oomycota; Peronosporomycetes; Peronosporales; Peronosporaceae. The record is from the annotation of a GenBank genome assembly.
AUGAACGCGAGUACUAUCCCUUCAUUUAUUACCCACUACGACCACCUCGCUACCCCGGGCUCUCCCUCCACCUCUCGCUACCCUGUGCUCCCACAGAUUCAGCACUUGCAUUCUCCUCUUAGCAAAGUCCUCGCUCGUCCAGGCGAGGAGCCCGCCAAGCUGUCCAUGGCGCACGCUAUGGCGGCCGACCGCUUCGACUCCGGCACGUCGAGCGACGACGAUGGGAAUGUGGGCCGCAGCAACGCCUAUGCAUACGACGGCACUACAGUCUCACCUUUUCGUAACUCGGACGAAGGAGAAGCGGUCAGUGGCAUCGCGGCCAUGAGUCUCAGCUUCAUCAUCAAUGGCGAGAUGAAGCAGGUGGACGAUGACGAUAGCAGCAGCAGUGCCUGUGGCAGCUUGCGUGGCGGGUUCGAUCUCUCGUCCAUGCUCAACACGGUGUGCGCCAAGCCCGACUGCUACCGCACCAUUCGCGGACCGAGCGGCACGUUCUGCAAGUAUCACAAGCAGGGUCGGUUCUGUCACGCCGAGGGCUGCGCGAAGAGCGCCAAGACCGGCGGCUUUUGCAUCUCGCAUGGAGGUGGUAAGCGCUGCGCACACCCGGAUUGCAACAAAAGCGCGAAACAAGGUGGAUUCUGCAUUUCACACGGUGGAGGCAAGCGAUGCCGCGAAGCAGCUUGCACCAAGUCGGCACUUGUGGGCGGUUUUUGCUCGGCUCACGGUGGCGGACGCAAGUGCAAAAUGCCAGAGUGUACCAAGACAGCGCUUCUGGGGGGACUGUGCAUUGCGCACGGUGGUGGCAAGCGCUGUCAGGUCGAACGUUGUUCCAAGAGUGCUGUGGGAGGCACUCUGUGCGUCUCACACGGUGGUGGCAAACGCUGCCAAGCUGAGGGUUGCAACAAGGGUGCCGUGCGGAACGGAGUCUGCAUUCGCCAUGGUGCCAAGCGUGACCAUACUUCAGUGUCGCCCUAG